AUAAUGAAUCAACAACAUCAGAAUUGGCAGGUUAUACGACUAGCAAUGAUAUCACAUCUGACAUGGAUACAGAAAUUAACAACAACAUCAUUACAACAUCAUUAUCUAAUAUAGAAAAUCAAACAAUACUCACAUUCAACUCAUCUAAACCAAAUUUAACGUUACAUGAUAAAUGUGCAGAUAAUCUCAACUUACACUCAUCUAUUCAUAAUCCUGAAAAUUGGAACCCCAAAAAUCAACAUCAACAAAUAUCAUCAUCUGAAUGGGAAAUC
This is a messenger RNA of Ambispora gerdemannii, 272 nucleotides long. NCBI's taxonomy places the organism in Eukaryota, Fungi, Glomeromycota, Glomeromycetes, Archaeosporales, Ambisporaceae. The record is from the annotation of a GenBank genome assembly.